GCUCCUCCCGCGGCACGGGCGGAGGCAGGAAAUCCCGGGCAGCUGCCUGGGAGCCUCCUCGCCUUUCCUCGCCUCGGCACCGGGGCGAGCCGAGCCAGCCCUGCGUGUGUGUGCACGCGUAGGCGGGGGGGCUGCCGCAUGGAUUCGGCGAAGGCUGGGAGGGAACACAUGGGUUGGGGUUUUUCCCUUGGCCCGCGGUGGGUGUCCGUCCGUACUGCCAGCCGCGGUCAUGGAUUCGAUCAUUAUUCAGGAGCGGUUAGUGGAGCGGCUGCUGUCUCCCCGGACGCAGGCACAGCGAAGCCACCCGGGCAAGCUGAAGGUACAGGGAUGUAUUUAUAGCACUGCGCGAGCCGGGGAGCAGCGGGGACAGGAGGGGGGAGGAUGGUGCCCGAGAAGACGCGCGCAGCACAAGAUGAGACCUCUGAGGAGCAGAGGAGCGGAAAGACGCCGGACCAUGAGAAGCAGUACGUGGGCUUUGCCACUCUGCCGAACCAGGUGCACCGGAAAUCCGUGAAGAAGGGUUUCGACUUCACCCUGAUGGUUGCAGGAGAGUCGGGUCUGGGCAAAUCCACGCUGGUGAAUAGCCUGUUCCUGACAGACCUCUACAAAGACAGAAAACUCCUCAAUGCAGAGGAGAGGAUCAACCAGACAGUGGAGAUCAUCAAGCACACAGUGGACAUUGAAGAGAAAGGUGUCAAACUGAAGCUGACUAUAGUGGACACACCAGGCUUUGGAGAUGCUGUUAACAACACUGAGUGCUGGAAGCCCAUCACCGACUACAUUGACCAGCAGUUUGAGCAGUAUUUCCGUGAUGAGAGUGGCCUGAACCGGAAGAACAUCCAGGACAACCGAGUGCAUUGCUGCCUCUACUUCAUCUCUCCCUUUGGGCAUGGGCUGAGGCCUGUGGAUGUUGAGUUCAUGAAGGCUCUGCAUGAGAAGGUCAACAUUGUGCCCCUGAUUGCCAAAGCCGACUGCCUGAUCCCCUCUGAGAUCCGGAAGCUAAAAGAGAGGAUCCGGGAAGAGAUUGACAAAUUUGGCAUUAAAGUGUACCAGUUUCCUGAGUGUGAUUCUGAUGAAGAUGAGGAGUUCAAGCAGCAGGACAGAGAGUUGAAGGAGAGUGCUCCCUUCGCUGUCAUUGGCAGCAACACUGUGGUGGAGGCCAAAGGCCAGCGGGUCCGUGGGCGGCUCUACCCCUGGGGCAUUGUGGAAGUGGAAAACCAGGCCCACUGUGACUUCGUGAAGCUGCGGAACAUGCUGAUCCGGACACACAUGCACGACCUGAAGGAUGUCACUUGUGAUGUCCACUAUGAGAACUAUCGAGCUCAGUGCAUCCAGCAAAUGACCAGCAAGCUGACUCAGGACAACAGGAUAGAAAGCCCCAUUCCUAUCCUGCCUCUCCCAACACCAGACACUGAGACAGAGAAGCUGAUUAAAAUGAAGGAUGAGGAGUUGCGGCGGAUGCAAGAGAUGCUGCAGAAGAUGCAGCAGCAGAUGCAGGAUCAGUGAGAAGCAGGUACCCGGAGCGCAGAGGGGAUCCCCCAGCGACCAUCUGAGACCUGGCAAGAGCUGUGAACGUUUAGAAAAGGUUUCCUGUUGUAUAGAGACUUGUGGGCAAGAGCUGCACCCGCACCCUCUAAUUUAUUAGCAGCAGUGCUGGCUUUUCAAACCAGCUGGAUUGUGGAGAAGGCUGUUCAUUUAACAGUUUACUGAUGUGUAUUUCUUUUUUAAUAAUUAUUCUUUAAUUUCUUUUUUUUUUUCCUUUUUUUUUUUAAAGAAACUAGCCUGGGACAUCUCUAAGGCAUCCUAAAAAAAUAAGAAAAGAAAAAGAUCCCCCUUUCCUAUGUACUAAUCUCUUGUUUAGGAAUGCUCUGGUAUUUAAAGUCCUCUGGUAUUUAAAGUUUCUCUGGUGUACAAACUAAGAGUGUCUGUGUCAAUGCACGUAAGUGUUUACUCCCAACUGAGGUGCUGUGCCCCUGUCCCUGUUCCCCUUGUCUGGGGCCAGCACAAGCAUUUUAAAGGAGCCAUAUCCUCCUGUGAGUUUCACCUGUGCUGCUUGGGCUUCUCAGCCUGGGUACAGUACUGGCCCAGGGAACUGGGGCUAGGAGUUUCUCUGUGCACUGACCUGCUCAGGAGUCCUGAUGAGCCUGGAGCCUGGUAUCCUGUCCAGGUUUUUAUGGGUUUUUUGUUUAGUUGGUUGGUUUUGUUCUUCCUAUCAAGAAAACUCCAGGAUGUUUGCACUGAAUAGCAAGAGACUGAGUGCCUCAAAGGCUGGUUAGAAGAAAACUGUUCUCAGUUACAUCUUUCUAGCAGAGAGGUUGAGUUGUUGGCUGUUGCCUGCAAGGAGGUGAUGGGAGUGAGCACCUUCCUUGCCAUGGUUUCCUCUCACAGCAGGCUGGAGGCAUUGGUAGAGGAGCCCCAAGGCCCUGCAGUAGCUGGGUGAGGGUGUUGCAUUAUUUAGUUCUGGUCAUCAGCUGCAGUGUGUCUUCAGUGUCUGCUCUGAAAAGCACUGUGGCAUUCAGAGCACUCGGCCAAGACUGCUUUGGAGGGGGUAUAAACCCUAGGGUUGAAAUCCAGCCCCAAAUACAGACCUGUCCCCUACCCCCAGGCUUUGCAGUCCCAUGAGCACAUUGUUGUCUCCAAGCUUCUCCUGAGGGAAGGGGAAGUUUUUGUAGGCUUGUAUCUGAGCUCUGCAGGCAGUUUGUGUGGGCAGGUGUUGGAUCAGCCUGGCAGGUGCAGGACUGUCAUUGAGUGGGGCUGAGCACAGCCCAGCAGGCUUGGCUCCUGCUCCCCUGCCCUUCUCCCCCCUCCUUAUUCCUUGGCUUUUCCUGCCCUAGUGCUGGGAAGGCUGAUGGGUCUGCUGGGCAGAGAUAAAAGCACUCUUUGGGCAGCAGCUCCUGUCCUGUUUUUGCUUCCUGCAGUAUUUUUAACUUGAGUCCAGCCAGAGCAGAGCCCUGGAGUGUGAUGUGCCUGAUAGGGCAAGGCCCACCAGCAACACUGCCAUGCUCACAGGAGUUAGGGCUCUUGCAGGGAGAGACACUUGGCCCUUCCCUCUGACUCCAGAGAGUGCAGCCAUGGGCUGGGCCCUUCUGCUCCUUGGAUGACUCCUCUGUCCCCUUUCCCCUUUUGUAUCUGAUCCUCCAUCUCUGUCUCUCCCCAGUAGAUCUCCCUGGGUAGGAAGCACAGUGUUGGCCAAGAAUAGCCAGGCUCUAGGUUCUGUUACUAGGCACUGCAUUUGUCUGAUUCCUCCCUGGGGCUUUAGAGUCCUGGUCAGGGUUUGUCCAGGUGGUGAGUAGGUUGGCUGGUUCCAGUUAUUCACUGUACAGAGCCUCUGCUUAGCCAGAGCAUGGGCUGUAGGGGCAGGGGAGAGACCCUGGCACUAUGUGGAAGGACAUAAUAAGGAUGGAAGCCCUUUGGCAGAACUGUGCAAGCUGGGCAAGAACAGUGUUCAACAAUGUUCAGGGCUUUUUUUUUCAUGCUCCCCUAUUUUGGGCUCAUAAGUGACAGUGCCAUCCUAGGAGAGCAGAAGGAUUCAGCUCAACUUCAGUAACAUGAAGGACCAAGGCACCUGAGAGGAAGUAUAACCUUUCUUUGCAUGAUGUGCUUAUUUGAGCAGUGGAAUAGCCUGAAACAGGAGCUUCCUCCAGGUUUUCCAAAAAGAUGGACAGCCAAGUUCUUGGCUUUGUGCUAGCAUAAAAGGAAACAUCUUGAAGUACCUGUCCUUUCUUUGCUUACACUAAUCUUGGUGAGGAGGAUGUUCUGUUGCAAAUGAGCCCUGUCCACCUGGAGAUUUUCCUCUUUCAAACAGAUUCAUUCCUAGAAGAUAAAGGAGACCUUUUUUUAGCAUGGACAUAGAGCAGCUGACACCUUUCAUGCUGGGCUGUGCACAGAGGUGCCAUGUGCUGGUGAAAGCACAGGGUACUCUGGUCACAGGCAGACAGGGUUGGAUCUGCCCAUCCCUCCACAUAGGGAAGUCUCCAUCAGCUCAGUGCAUGUGCCUCCUACAUCAAGUCAAGGGUCACAAGCUUGUACUUUACAGAGAGCUGAAGCCUUUGACUACCAGCUGGCAAAGAUGGUUCAAGUUGCGUUUAGAAGGAAACGAGUGAGGCACCAGAGAUGGCUUCUACAGAGGGGCGGUGGUACCACUGAAAUCAUGUCUCUGUGUAGGAGGUUCCCUGCCCCGAGAGCCAGAAUUUAGGGACUGCUUGGAAAGGGAUUCGACACUGAUUUUUGGGAGACAUCAGGGAUUCAGAUUCUGGUCUGGAAAGUGGAAUCUGUUUAUUCAAGGAGUGUGUUGUACUGUGACAUCAAUUUUCACAGUAAGUGGAGAAAGACUCCUGAACACAAGGAGCUUGGCCAUGUGGCUCUGGCAGUGAGAAGUGUGGAUAGGAAAGUAAUUUACCACCUCCCCUCAUACUACCCUCCACAGCCUCACACACAAUUCCUGCACCCCCUGGCACAUUCCCAUGCAUCUGCCAAGCAUUGCCUGCUGAGUGAGUGGUUGCAGGGCUGCUGUUCCACUCCACAGCUAUCCCAGACUGCAGCUGGGGCUGUUGGUACAUCUUGGCCCUCAUGCCUGACAGGAUGGAUCCGUGGCAUGAACUCCUUGUGUGCCCUGCUGUGCUGGUCCUGCCUGUGCAGUCCUUGCUGUCUCCUUGCAUGCCUCCCCUCAAAGGAGGGGCUCCCACUCCUUGUACUCUGCAAUGGCAUUCCCUCCUCUUCCUCACAAACUCUGCUGUGCUUUAAUGCUGGCUUGCUCCUGCCAUGCAUCUUCCUCACGUCCUGCUCCAUUCCUAGGCUCUGUGUUUCCUGUCCAUCUGUUGGGUUAUAAUUAUAUUUUUUUGUAAACUUCCGUUUGAACAUUUUGUCAUUGUGAACAAAGAAAAUGAAACCUUUUAAACAUAUCCAUUUUAUUAAAUGAUUAUUGUUAUUAUUAUUAAUGUUUACUACCUGAAUUGAUCAGUGAAAUAAAUACGUUCAAAAAUCCAA
Oenanthe melanoleuca is the source of this 4986-nucleotide messenger RNA. RefSeq names its product septin 5 (gene SEPTIN5). The record is from RefSeq and is a predicted model, not a curated record. NCBI's taxonomy places the organism in Eukaryota, Metazoa, Chordata, Aves, Passeriformes, Muscicapidae. The coding region runs from base 382 to 1506 and encodes 374 amino acids. The transcript is spliced from 11 exons. Gene Ontology annotation, biological process: cytoskeleton-dependent cytokinesis; regulation of exocytosis. Gene Ontology annotation, cellular component: septin ring; septin complex; cell division site. Gene Ontology annotation, molecular function: molecular adaptor activity; GTP binding; GTPase activity.